AUGGGGCAGUCCUCGCCUCUGAUAGCCGCUGCUGCAGCGGCUGGCGGCGCUCCAGCGGCUAUCAGAGACGCUGCAGCGGCUAUCAGAGACGCUCCAGCGACUAUCAGAGACGCUUCGCGCGCGUAUGCCUGCACGCGGUGUUGGGAGUUCGCCUCCCAGAUGCGCAGCUUGUCUCUCCUCUCUCGCCGCUUCUCCUCCGUCUUCCUGCUCGCUCUCGCUCUCGUUGUGUCGGCGUCUCUGCUGUCUCCAUCUGCGCCCGUCUUGGGCGCGGCCGCCUCGACUGCGGAGCCCGUUUUGGCGUCUCUUUCUCUCGCGGCCUCGCGCCUCGCUGUCGGGGUCGCGGCGUCUUCGCAGGAGGACGACGUGAUUCUACCCGAGGACGACUCAGGCUUUGCGGAGUUCGACGAGGGCAUCGUCGGCGACGACCUCGAAGAGGGCGAAGAGGAUCUCUUGCUCAUGCAGCAGGCCGCGACGGCCGCUGGGCGCUCGGCGGAGAGAGAGAAGAAGCGGCGCGAGGCGCCUGCAGACGGCAGAGAGCACUCCGCGAGCGCUGCGGCAGCCAACGCGGCCGAGGGCGAGGACGCCCAGCACGGCGCGCGAGAGAAGGGCGUCGUCCUCGAGCGCAGAGCUGGCGCUGAAGGAGAGGGAGGCGGCGCAGACGAGCGCGAAGAGCGCGUGCGCAGGGCGCGUUCGGCGCUGAGGGAGGAGGCGACGAACGAGCUGAAGAAGCGCAUCGACGGCGCCAUCCAAGAGAUGGAGAAAAGCCCCUUUCCUGCGUUGGAGGCAGACGAACAGAUCCUGUUCCUCGAAACCUUCCAAGAUGAGCCGCUGGAGAGCGGCCGAUGGGUCGCCAGCGCCGACCCCAAGUUUCAGGGUGAGGAAGAAAAGCCUCUCGAGCGUAGUUGCGGUUCAAAGGGCGGGCGCAGGGCCAAAACAAACGGGACGGAGACUGAAUCGCUUGGAGAUGCGCUGCAAGAUGAUGUGUGUGGUGUUUUGGGACAUCUGCGCAAGUUCCACGGCAUCUCGACGCGGCUGCCUGCGCCGGUGAACGACACGCUGAAAAAGUCCUUUGUGCUGCAGUACGAGAUCCUGCAGACGCGGCCGCUGACCUGUGGUGGCGGCUACCUGAAGCUGCUGCAGUUCCCGCAGAAGCAGCAUCUGCGCGAAUUCAACCACCUCACGGACUAUCUCGUCAUGUUCGGCCCUGACGUCUGUGGCCGCAGGAACCAAAUUCACUUCAUCCUCAAAAUCCAAAACCCCCUCACCGGAGAGUGGACCGAGCAUCAUCUGCAGAGUCCGCCGAAGCUUCAGCCGUCCCCGUUCUCGACGCUGCUCACGCUGUGGAUCAAGCCCGACGACUCCUUCGAGAUCCUCGUGGACGGCGUGACGGUGCGAACUGGUAGCCUCCUGGAGGACAUGGAGCCGCCGCUUCAGCCGCCGGAGACUUUAGUCGUCGGUACCGCCGCGGACGACGACGAGGCGGCAAGCGACCGCAGAGGAAACAAGGCGACAGCGGCUUCGAGUGUGAAGAACCCUGCCUACUUCAAACUUGAGCAUGCGCACCGGCUGCGAGACGUGAACGCAAUCGGUUUGGAGCUGUGGACCGUCGAGGGCGGAACAGCGUUUGACAACCUGCUGCUCGCGGACUCCAUCGAGGCCGCGCGGAAGGUAGCCAAAGCGACCUUCGAAGUUCGUCGUGUGAAGGAGCAGGAGCUGCAUCGGCGUCUCGAGCAAGUUCACAGAGCGUGGCUCGCUGAGUUCUCUGAAAAGCAGCGUGCGCUGGAAGCCGAGCACGAGGCGGCCAUCAAGGCGGCGCUGCCUCCGCCAUCGCUUCUGGAUGCGCUCGCCCUCCGACUUGAGCAGCUCCGCGAGUUCACGGGUUUGCCUCUGUUCGCCCUCGCGGCCGUCGCCUGCUGCAUCGUGUAA
This is a messenger RNA of Besnoitia besnoiti, 1926 nucleotides long. RefSeq lists its product as uncharacterized. Bases 1 to 1926 code for a protein of 641 amino acids. Gene Ontology annotation, cellular component: endoplasmic reticulum; endoplasmic reticulum membrane. Gene Ontology annotation, molecular function: calcium ion binding. The record is from RefSeq and is a predicted model, not a curated record. NCBI's taxonomy places the organism in Eukaryota, Apicomplexa, Conoidasida, Eucoccidiorida, Sarcocystidae. Gene Ontology annotation, biological process: protein folding. The transcript has 7 exons.